AUGGCGGAACUACCCAAUCGCAUUCCUUCUCCUCCCUCCGCUACGGAGAUUGUAGAUUCGAUAAUUGAUAAAUUUAUCGAUAAAUUACAAUUAAUGUGGGCUGAAAAUGCUGCAAACGGAGUUGUAUUCACACUUCGUUCUCGUCUCGCUUGCGAGAUUGAACUCACUCUCAUCCGCGUUUUCAGCGCAACUCUCGCCCCCGAAGCAGUUUUCACUAGGAUCAGUAGCGAAUUAAAUCGUCUUGAUGAUGAAGUCAAACUUGACGCGAAUCAUCUCCUUCACGAUAUCCUGCUCUUCUGUCGUGGCAUGAUGGAGCAAUGGAACGAUGAAGGAUGGUGGGAAGAUCUUCGGUCGAUGGAAGAUAGUGCUCGGGAUAUAGAAGAUAUGGGUGAAAGAAGGAAUUGUGGAGCAUAUGGGACACCGACGCCAGAGAAACUUCAGCGGAUAGAACGAUUGGAAAAGACGAUGUUUACGGAUCAUCAAUUAAGGAGCCGUAUCGAUGCUCAUGCGCAGAUACUGGAGGAAAGUAUCGCGAGAAUGAAGGCUGAGGAAGAUGACCAUGGCAGUUCGAGCGGGUUGAAUGAUCAAAAAAAUGAUGAUCACGGUGAUGAUGUUGAUAAGGGGGAUAAAGAUUUAGGCAAUGUAGGCUAA
Sclerotinia sclerotiorum 1980 UF-70 is the source of this 651-nucleotide messenger RNA. RefSeq lists its product with no specific name. The transcript is spliced from 4 exons. The record is from RefSeq and is a predicted model, not a curated record. NCBI's taxonomy places the organism in Eukaryota, Fungi, Ascomycota, Leotiomycetes, Helotiales, Sclerotiniaceae. The coding region runs from base 1 to 651 and encodes 216 amino acids.